AUGACAUCCUCUUUGGCGGCUGAUGGGCUUCCAAGAAGUUUCAUCUCUGGCUUACCGUGGCGAGGAGAUGCGGCUUUCAAAGACGAGCCGCCGAAAGGGGAACUCUUCUGCGAGAAGAUGCGGCAAGCCUUGGAGCCACACCCGGUCGGCAGUGCUGCAUUUAACCAGGUGGAUAUUUCGAAAGUCCCGAUGCUGCCUGCUUGUGUCGACUACUUGUUCCGGAUUCUGCGGGACAAGUGUGUUCGCGUGGACAGGUUGAAGGCCUUUGACUGUGGACUUGACGACUCCACAUCGAAAGCAAUUGCCGAAUGGAUUCACUCCAUGCCUGCGGAAAACUUGCCUAGCGAGCUGCAUUUGUCACACAACCGCAUCACUUUGAGCGGUUUUCACGAUUUGGUGCAGGCAAUUGAGUCGAAAUGGCGCCAACUUUCAAGACCUCCAGUGUGGCUUCGUGUCGAGGGGAAUGGUGUGGACGAUUCUGCCAUUUGUGCUCUUGUUACAGCCGGCCGGGCCGUUCUAGCGGCUAGCCUGAGAGCUCCUGAGCGCCAGAGCGGCAAGGUGCCUUUGUCAUUUCCAUCUUUUCAUGGAAAGUCUUUGCAGCUUCACGAUGCACCGUUCCAGCUGAAGCCAUUCCAGCGUCAAAAUGAAAUGUUUGGUGGGUCCAAUGCAAAAACACAUGCCAACUGCCCCAGCAACCUCCCAAUGUCGAAUGCUGCUCUCCUCGCCAGUGACUUCCAGGCAAGCAGCGCCUCAGGAGUCAGCAUGCAGAGCACCCCUUGCAAUGUGCAGUCUGCUCAUGUGUUCCCUCCACUCCCACCUUUGCCAUCUGAUGGCCACGGACCCCCCACAAUGCAUUCGAGUCCUUCAAGCUGGGCAGCCCACGGACCCAAGGAAAUGACCAUCACAGCAAUCUCUCAAAGCCAUCGAAGUCAUGACAUGCCCUUCUCGCACCCAAGCCGCGGGGGCUCUGCGGGCCAAAUGCAGCACUUCGCACCCAUAAACUCUGGGCUUGGAAGCCCCCAGCCUCCUGCCAUGCAGGCCAAUCAUGGUAGCUGGGGUUGCAAUGGGGUAGGGUGUGGGGUGUUUGGCAACUGUGGCUGUGGUGGAUGUGCUGGUGCCUUCAGUCCACCAUUUGGAGGCCAGCAAGGGCAGCAAAUGCAACCCGCGCAAGAUCAGUUGUCAUUUAUGCAGCAGAGCCAGAUGCAACUUAUGCAAUCACUCCCAACGCAGGAGUUCCAAAGCAUGCGAGGUCACACACACCUGCAGCCAGUGCAGCCAAUGCAUGCCACUGGACACCCCCAGCUUCAAAGCCCUACUCAAAGCUUCACAGGCCCUCAACUUUCCGCACAACCAGCCUUUCAGCAUCCCUUCGAACAUCCCACACCCACGGAGCAACAUUCUCAGCGAUUGGUUGGCUCACGUGGACGUUCUCGCAGCCCGCGCCACGGCGUGGAAUCAAGAAGUGCACCUCAAUCUGGCGGUGAGCUUGUGUGA
Molecule: messenger RNA, 1494 nt
Organism: Durusdinium trenchii
Lineage: Eukaryota; Dinophyceae; Suessiales; Symbiodiniaceae
Source: the annotation of a GenBank genome assembly